AUGAAGUGUCAUCAAGGUUCUAACGGUCCGGGUGGCUCUCUCACUGCCGUUAGGAAUGCCGCCCCUAUUCUACGACCUAAAGCCGUUAUAUCUGUUGGGGCAUGCAGUGGUCUCAACCCUGACAAAACCAAGUUAGGUGACGUUGUUGUAUCAGCCAAACUAACAACAUAUGCAUCCAAAGUAGUGACAAGCGACCAAGAGCAGUGGGCUGGUAUUAGCAGUUACGUGAGCAGACGCUUUCUUAACAUCAUCACGAAUUGCGCUGAUGGGUGGCAACCACCAUUGAAGAACCCAGAAGAUCGCCGCAUCAACGUUCAUAACAAUGGCGAGUUCUUAAGUGGUCCCGAGCAGAUCAAAGCAGAAUGGAGGUGA
This is a messenger RNA of Porites lobata, 372 nucleotides long. Lineage: Eukaryota; Metazoa; Cnidaria; Anthozoa; Scleractinia; Poritidae. The record is from the annotation of a GenBank genome assembly.